Messenger RNA from Solanum tuberosum (potato), 938 nucleotides. RefSeq names its product oligopeptide transporter 7-like. The transcript is spliced from 3 exons. The record is from RefSeq and is a predicted model, not a curated record. The annotation marks the transcript as partial. Gene Ontology annotation, biological process: transmembrane transport. Gene Ontology annotation, molecular function: oligopeptide transmembrane transporter activity. NCBI's taxonomy places the organism in Eukaryota, Viridiplantae, Streptophyta, Magnoliopsida, Solanales, Solanaceae.
UUUUUAGUUUAACAUAGAGCUUCAUUUGCAGGGCUUUACACGAGAAAGAAGAACGUUCGAAAGGAGGGUUAACGCGUACUCAGUUCUUUAUAGUAGCCUUUAUCUGCAGUUUUGCAUACUACAUUUUCCCUGGAUAUCUCUUUUCAAUGUUGACAUCUUUGUCAUGGGUAUGUUGGAUCUUUCCAAAAUCAGUGUUUGCCCAACAACUCGGUUCGGGCCUAAAGGGGCUUGGAAUUGGAGCUAUAGGCCUUGAUUGGUCUUCUAUUUCGUCCUACCUUGGAAGCCCAUUAGCUAGCCCAUGGUUUGCUACAGCUAAUGUUGCUGCUGGAUUCAUCUUUGUUAUGUAUGUUUUGACUCCAAUAUGUUACUGGUUAGAUAUCUUCAAAGCCAAAACAUUCCCAAUUUUCUCUGAUGGAAUGUACACUUCCAAUGGCCAAGUUUACAACAUAUCAAGUAUCAUUGACUCUAAUUUCCAUCUUGAUAUUGAUGCCUACGAGCAACAAGGACAUCUUUAUCUUAGUACAUUUUUCGCGGUUACUUAUGGAGUUGGCUUUGCUGCUCUCAGUGCUACUGUCAUGCAUGUUCUCUUAUUUCACGGAAGGGAGAUAUGGGAGCAGAGCAAAUCAAGCUUCAAAGAUCAGAAAAUGGACAUACACACUAGACUAAUGAGCAAGUAUAACCAAGUACCUGAGUGGUGGUUUUGGUGCAUUCUUGUAGCGAACAUUACACUCACUAUCUUUGCUUGUGAAUAUUACAAUGAACAACUUCAGUUACCUUGGUGGGGAGUUAUUUUAGCUUGUGUCAUUGCCUUUUUCUUUACCCUUCCUAUAGGAAUCAUCACCGCCAUUACCAACCAGACACCAGGGUUGAAUGUCAUCACAGAAUAUAUCAUAGGAUACCUUUAUCCUGGAUAUCCGGUCGCUAACAUGUGCUUCAAG